UCUUGACCACUCACAGCAAUGUUUUGUCUUUGUUUUUUUUUUCAUGCGUAGUUGUGCAACGUUUUGUCUUUGUUUUUUUUGUUGUGAGAGACUUAAUCUAUAUACUAUUACUAAUAAGUGUUACUCUUGGUUAUGCCACCUGUCAAAAAUGCCACUUGGCAAAAUUAACCCAUACAAUUAUACACGCCACCUGGCCUCAACACAUUAAAUCUCCGCUUCGAACUUCUCUCCACCACUUAUAUUUCCAACGACGAGCUGCUUCGUCUUCCCCCAAUUCUUCCAUUUCACCGUUCCUCUCUUCUACCUCCUUACACAGAAGAAAAUUGUUCUGUCUCCGCUCUCUUUCCCAAAAUCAACUUUCACCCAAACCCAUUAUUCUCCCGUUCUUCGUUACCCGCGAUCGAUGCUUCGUUGCCCGCGAACGAUGCCUCGAGAACCCAAUCGUCGCCGAAGGAUAUUACGAAUAUAUAUCAUGGCUCAGAUACUCAUUCCCACAUCCCUAAUUUCCAAAUCAAACCAUCGUCCAAUCCCCCGGCGAUGACUGAUCCCUACGCUGCGAAAAGCGUUUGGCGUCACUGGAGACGAAGGUCGUCGGUCGGCGGCGUCCCUGCUAAUUCCCACUAUUUUGUUAUCAUCGAGCAGGAGUCGACAUGUCAAGAAUAUUUCACUAAUGAAGCUGAAUCUUCCAAAAAGAAAGUUCAUCUUGAUAAUGUCUCUUUAUCUGUCACUUGUGACAAUACAGAAGUUAAAAUUUGUUCCUCGGAUAACAUUACACCUUGCAAGAGAAAUUUGUUCGAAUCUGAUGUCGAGCAAUCUGUUUCAGUGGACUUGAUCUCUCCGCAAAUGUCAAGCAACAAAAAGGAAAAACUUAUCAAAAUUGAAAAAGAUAAUUACUAGAUUCUACGGAGAGUAGAAGCUACAUUUUGAAGGAAAAAACCUAUCUGAUUUAUGAUGUAUGAAACUUAUAUUUAGUAUUCUUGUAUGAACACAUAUUUAGUAAGCUUUUGUAAUCAGUGUAGAUUAUUUUGGUGGUUUUGGGUUGGUAAACCUAAAUAUUUGAUAUGAUUAUGUUAUGCUGGAUAUUUGGUUUAUCAAUAUA
Messenger RNA from Asparagus officinalis (garden asparagus), 1099 nucleotides. RefSeq lists its product as uncharacterized. The coding region runs from base 538 to 897 and encodes 119 amino acids. NCBI's taxonomy places the organism in Eukaryota, Viridiplantae, Streptophyta, Magnoliopsida, Asparagales, Asparagaceae. The record is from RefSeq and is a predicted model, not a curated record. The transcript has 4 exons.